Molecule: messenger RNA, 765 nt
Organism: Rotaria sordida
Lineage: Eukaryota; Metazoa; Rotifera; Eurotatoria; Philodinida; Philodinidae
Source: the annotation of a GenBank genome assembly
AUGUUGCCUUCAAUUCCUAUAGGUAAACAACACUCUUCAACUCGAUCAGUUAAUGCUCUUCUAAUUAUUGAUGUACAAAAUGAUUUUAUUGAUGGAAGUCUUUCUCUUCGAAAAUGUCCAUCGAAACAUAAUGGUGAAGAAGUUAUUCCAGUUAUAAAUAAUCUUCUUGAUUCUAUUAAUUUCGACGUUAUUGUUUACACUCAUGAUUGGCAUCCAAGUGAUCAUAUAUCAUUUUUUGAUAAUAUUCAUCUUCGUUCACAUUAUCUUACUAAUGAUUCAAUACCUUUAACUGAUCUUCAAAUUUAUUCAACAGCAAUAUUUGAUAUUCCUGGUGUUCCUCGUAUGAAACAAGUUCUUUGGCCUGCACAUUGUGUUCAAAAUACUUCAGGUGCUGAAUUACAUUCUGAUUUGAAAAUAAUCAAUGAAAAUAAUACACAAAAUCUAUCAGUUAUUCAUAUUUAUAAAGGAACAAAAUCUAAUAUUGAUUCAUAUUCAGCUUUUUGGGAUAAUUUAAAAUUAAGUGAAACAAAUUUACAUAAAUUAUUAAUAGAAAAACAAGUUACUCAAGUAUUUCUUGCUGGUCUAGCAACAGAUUAUUGUGUAUAUUUUACAAGUAUUGAUGCAUUAGAACAUGGUUAUAAAACAUUUAUUAUUGAAGAUGCAUGUCGUGGAACAGAUCCAAUAACAAUUAAAGAAAAACUUAAUAAUUUUACACAGAAAAAUGGUCAAAUUAUUCAAUCAAAUCAAGUGAAAGACAAUAUAUAA